This is a messenger RNA of Drosophila grimshawi, 3066 nucleotides long. RefSeq names its product synaptic vesicle glycoprotein 2B. The record is from RefSeq and is a predicted model, not a curated record. Gene Ontology annotation, molecular function: transmembrane transporter activity. Gene Ontology annotation, biological process: transmembrane transport. NCBI's taxonomy places the organism in Eukaryota, Metazoa, Arthropoda, Insecta, Diptera, Drosophilidae. Bases 859 to 2721 code for a protein of 620 amino acids. Gene Ontology annotation, cellular component: membrane. The transcript is spliced from 4 exons.
CUUUCCACUGUUUGAUGCGUUCGAACGUUUAGCGAGAUCGCUCCCGUUAACCAAACCAAAACACAAGUCACAUAUAAACAAAUAAACAAAGAAAACAUAAAGUCAAUACAAUAUAUAUACAUAUCCAUAUAUAUAUAUGCAAUAAAAACAAUCGAGUUUCGUCGCGUUAUUUCGCUCGCUUGUUUUGAAGAUUUUUUCGUUUCUGUUUCCGUUUGUAUUGUGUUUUUGUCCAGCCUAAGUUAAAUGCGAUUUGUUAGUUUGUCGUUUUGCCGACGGGAUCAAAUUUACCGUUAUUAAUGUUGUCGCUAGAUAAACUCAAGCUCCCAGCCAAACUGAGAACAAGAACAAGAACGUGUCCAAUGACCAAUAUCCAAUACAACAAAUCCAAAUACUCAGUGCACAGCUGACACAUAAGAUAUCUGCAUAUAUAAUACAAAUAAAAAUACGCUAGCUGAAUCCAAGAAGAAAAAUAAUAAGCAAACUGCAUUAAGUAAUUUAUUGUAAUAUCAUAAUAAGCAUAACAAAAUUAAGUGACAAGUGCAUCUCGAACUGCAGCAACAAUAAAUCUUUAAAUUCUCAUCGUUUUCGAAGCAGAAGAGAAAUAAACAAAGUACAAAAAAAAAGCGGGUAGACACACGUGUCAAAUCAACAAGUGCAACGCGAACUUGACAAUUCCAACUGCAGCAGAUUACUAAAGGAUCAAAGCAAACCCCACAUAACUGAACUUUACUGAGCAUUAACGCUUGGCAAAGUAGAAUAACCGGACAGAAAACAAAUACAAUAAACCCGCAUCAUAUUUAAUUGUAAUUCUCCUUUUUGCUACGCGCACAAAAACCAAACAAAAACUUGAACUAUAGAAUGGUAGAAGGUGAUUCUGGAAAAAGUAAAAGCGAAUCCUAUAAUGUAGAAGCUGGCCAACAACCAAACUACAAUCAGCACGCAGCAAGCAAUCCAAGCAACCCGACAAACCUAAGCGGUUCGAAUAGCAAUAGCAAUACGCAUAUUGAUAAUCGUGCCAUUAUCCAGCCGUAUUCGUUGGGCACGGGUGCCAAGCAGCCGGAGUAUCAGUUUGCGGCAGAUAAUCGCGGCUACGAGCCGGAAACAAAUACCAAUGGCAAGCAGCAGGACGUAGAGCGUACCGGUGGCGGUGCCGUCGCUGGCGCUGACAGUUCCGAUGGGAAUCCAAAGCGUAAGCAACUGCCACCGACCCGUCCCAUAGUCGCUAACUUCGAGCGGGCCAUCGAGCUGUGCGAAUAUGGCAAAUUCCACUACAUACUGCUGGCCAUUUGCGGCCUGGUCAGUACGUCGGAGGAAAUGGAUGUCAUCUCCAUGUCAUUCAUUCUGCCAUCGGCGCAAUGUGAUUUGGAUCUAAAUACCGAAACAAAAGGAUGGCUCAAUUCGAUCAUCUUCAUUGGCAUGAUGGUCGGCGCCUAUUUCUGGGGCAGCAUCGCCGACAGUUUUGGACGCAAAAAGAUUCUCAUUGUCAUCUCGUUUAUGAAUGCCUUCUGCAUUGUUGCCUCGUCGUUUUCGCAAACUUAUGGCUAUUUCAUGCUCUUUCGCUUUCUCAAUGGCGCAGCGCUGGGCGGCAGUGGUCCUGUCAUCUGGUCAUAUUUCGCCGAAUUCCAACCGAAAGCGAAACGCGGCUCGAUGCUUAGCUUCAUGGCUGCCUUCUGGACCUUUGGUAAUCUGUUUGUGGCCGGUUUAGCCUGGCUAAUCAUUCCCACACAAAUUGGUUACACUUCGACCGAGUUCACAUACAACUCGUGGCGCAUCUUCCUAUUGGUCUGCUCGAUUCCCUCAUUUCUUGUUGGCUUCCUGCUCUUCUAUCUGCCCGAAUCACCUAAAUUUCUGCUCACCCGGGGCAAAAAGGAUAAGGCGCUGGCCAUUUUCCGUGGCAUCUUCGUGACGAACACACGCAAGAAGCCCGAAGAGUAUAUGGUCUACGAUCUGGAGGUCGAUGAGAAAACGUCCACAGAUAGCUCUGCUGGCGGUAAGGGUAAAUAUCAUCGCAUGGUCCAUGGAAUGGUCGAUCACAUCCGCGAUCUGUUCAAAUCGCCCAUAUUGAGAUUCACACUCGUCUCGAUCACCAUCAAUUUUACAUUCCACAUUGGCUACUAUGGCCUGAUGAUGUGGUUCCCGGAGGUGUUCAAUCGCUAUGAGGAGUUCGAGAAGACGCAUCCCCAACAGCAAGCCGACAUAUGCACCGUCACCGAAUAUGUGGUGAAUCAGAGCCGUGCCGCAAGCAACAAUGGCACCUGCAAUUCGGAUAUACCCUCAUCGGUGUUCAUGGAAUCGCUGAUAACGCUCGCCUCCGCCCUACCAGCAAAUCUGUUUGCCAUCCUCGGCAUGGAUAUGUUGGGACGCCGCUUCUUCCUCAUCGCUGGCACAAUGACGGCCGGCAUCUGCUCGGCAUUGAUGUAUUUGGUGCGCAGCUCACUGCAGAAUCUAAUCGUCUCGGCCGUGUUCAGUGGCGCCAUAUCGGCGGCAAAUGCGGCCCUCGACUGCCUCAUCACCGAAGUAUUCCCAACCAAGUUGCGUGCCACUGGCGUUGCCAUUUCGAUGGUGGCGGCACGACUUGGCGGCAUCAUUGGCAACAUUGUGAUCGCCCAGCUGCUGGAUCAUUUCUGUCCUGUGCCAACGUUCAUUGUGUCUGGCCUGCUCAUCGGUGGCGGUCUUAUGUGCCUCCUGCUGCCCAAUACGACGCGAAAGGAGCUCAAUUAAGUGCCGUUAACAAUUAGUAGCAAAGCAACCACAAUCCCUCCCUUAGCCCCCAACCCUCCUAAUACCCCAUAAAAUAUUAAAGAAGAACAAUGCAAAACACACAAAAAAACAGCAAGAAAAAAAUAUAUCUGCUAAGAAGCAGUUGAGAAACAAUAUCUAACCCAAUAGACCCAAUAACACCACCAGCCACCCCCAACCGUAGCCCGCUUAGAAGGCGGGACUCGUAUUGUUUUUGUACGUAUGUAUUUACAUAUAUAUAUAAUGUAUAAUGUGCCUUACAUUAUACGGAUUAUAUUUACGAUUUAUUGUGGAUCGUCAGUAAUUAUGAUUAAUGAUUAAUGAUAA